UGCACAUUUUUUUUUUUGCUGGAAUACAAUGCUUUAGUGACUCGUGAAUGCAUCAUAGGCAUGAACUCUGUCUGAGAAAGGUGGACUGGCUAUCUGACCAUGGCACUCACAGGUAGGGGCUUAGGCCGGUUUCAUUUGGUUUUACUCAUCUUUUGGACUCUAUCGCAAAACUCAGCAUCCAGUCAAGUCCGUCAAGAGUUUCAAGUCCUGGAGGAGCAGCCCAUCGGUACCUAUGUGGGCACCAUAGAGACUAAACCCAGCUUUACCUACCGUUUCAGUGAGAAUCAUAAACUUUUUGCAAUAAACGGCACCACAGGAGUCAUUUCCACCUCUUCAGUCAUUGACAGAGAGGUUUUGCAAAGUGAUGUCAUCAACGUUGUGGUGCUGUCCAGCCAACCCACCUACCCCACUGAGGUCAGGAUAGUAGUUUUGGAUAUAAAUGAUAAUUCCCCUGUGUUUCCAGACGCGUCAAUUGUCGUGUCUUUUAAGGAGGACGCAAGCAGCGGCAGGCAAGUAAUCCUGGACACUGCCACUGACUCAGACAUAGGAAGUAAUGGAGUAGAUCACACCACCUACAGAAUAGUCAAAGGCAACGAGCAGAGGAAAUUCCGCCUGGAUAUUACAGUCAAUCCUAGUGGAGAGGGGGCAUUCUUGCACCUUGUUUCAACUGGAGGCUUGGAUAGAGAAGUGACUCCAUUCUACCAGCUCCUGAUUGAAGUGGAGGACAAAGGAGACCCCAAAAAGUUUGGUUACCUGCAAGUAAAUGUCACAAUUCAAGAUAUAAAUGACAACCCCCCUGUUUUUGAGCAAGACCAGUAUCAAACCAGUGUUUUUGAGGAUGCAGCUGUAGGUUCCAGCAUUUUGCAAAUCACAGCAUCAGAUCAGGAUGACGGUGUUAACGCUGAGAUCAGGUACUUUUUAGAUGAGGGAACACCUUUCCAAAUUGACCCCAAAGCAGGGAUUAUUAUUAUAAAAGAGAGUUUGGAUUAUGAGAGUAAAAAGGAGUACUCUUUAACGAUCCAUGCAGUCGAUAACGGGGUGCCCUCUCUGUCAGGCAGAACAGAAGCCACUAUUAAACUUUUAGACGUAAAUGAUAACGAUCCUGUAGUGAAGUUUCGCUAUUUUCCUACAACCUCUAAAUUUGCCUCUGUUGAUGAGAACGCACAAAUUGGCACAGUUGUGGCUUUGCUCACUGUUUCAGAUUCAGACUCGCCCACAGCUAAUGGUAACAUAUCUGUUUCAAUCUUGGGAGGCAACGAGCAGAGACACUUUGAAGUGCAUACGUCUCCUGUGCCUAAUUUAAGUCUGAUCAAAGUGGCCAGUGUGUUAGACAGAGAGAGAAUUUCAUCAUACAACCUGACUGUGUCUGUGUCUGACAAUGGAAAGCCUAUGGCCAGAUCCUCCUUCGCCAGUCUGGUUAUUUUUGUGAAUGAUAUCAAUGAUCACCCACCCAUAUUCCAGGAAACACUGUAUAGAGUAGAUAUCAGUGAAGACAUACCGAAAGGCAGCUACAUUAAAGGGGUUUCUGCAACAGAUGGUGACUCUGGGCAGAAUGCCAACCUGCGCUACUCCCUGGUGUCUGGAAACGCUUUGGGCUGGUUCUCCAUCAGUGAAAACAGUGGUCUGGUUACCAGCGCCGCUUUGCUGGAUAGGGAAAUAGCAUCUGAAAUUGUGCUCAACAUUAGUGCCAAAGAUCAGGGGCUGCAGCCCAAGAUUUCCUACACUAAACUGAUAGUCAACAUCACUGAUGUGAAUGACCAAGUGCCCACAUUUACACAGAACACAUAUCAUGUUUCCCUGGUGGAGCAUGCUCCUGCCGGCACAGAGCUGGUGGUGCUGUCUGCCUCAGAUGACGACCUUGGGGCCAAUGGAACUAUCCGGUUCACAUUUGAUGCAGAGACUCCAGCCAGCGUCCAGGAGCUGUUUCGCCUGGAUGCCGUGUCAGGGAGAUUAAGCACAGCCGCAGAGCUAGACAGGGAGGAUCAGGCCUCCUACUUACUCCACAUCCAGGCAGCAGACGCAGGCAGCCCCCCUUUGCACUCUGUUGGAAAAGUCAACAUCACCCUGAGGGAUAUCAAUGACAAUAGGCCAGUUUUCUACCCCGUGCAGUAUUUUGCCAAUGUAAAAGAGAAUGAGCCCUCAGGCUCUUAUGUAACCACAGUUUCAGCCACAGACCCUGAUUUGGGUCGAAAUGGCACAGUGAAAUAUAUCAUUACAGCAGGAGACACGUCCAAAUUCCACAUUAAUAGCAACACAGGGAAAGUUACCACAAUUGUGCCCCUGGAUAGAGAAGAGAAAACUGCUUACCAGCUGCAGGUGACAGCAACAGAUGGCAGCGGCCUGCGCUCACACACCCAGGCCAUUGUAACUAUCACAGUCAUAGACACACAGGAUAAUCCACCCAUAUUUAGCCAGAAAGCAUACAGCUUUGUGAUGUUUGAAAAUGUGGGCAUCGGGACUGUGAUAGGGACCGUAUCAGCCACUACUAUAGAUCUGAACACAAACAUUUCAUAUCUUAUCACAUCUGGGGACCAGAGGGGGCUUUUCACCGUCAACAGCGCAGGUCAGAUUAUAGCAUCAAGUCAAAUAGAUAGAGAGGAGCAGGAUUUUUACCAGCUGAAAAUUGUAGCCAGAGGUGGGGAGAUCACAGGAGAGGCUUUUGUUAACAUCACUGUGAAAGACUUAAAUGAUAACGCUCCUCAUUUUAUUCAUGCUGUGGAGCAUGUGAGCGCAGUGGAAAACUGGAGCACAGGUCAUGUCAUAUUCCAGGCGAGAGCUUCAGAUCCUGAUGAAGGCACAAAUGGCAUGGUGGUGUACAGCCUUAAACAAAAUCCCAGAGGUCUGUUCCAUAUUCAUGAGAAGCAUGGCCUCAUCACGCUGACCGGCCCACUGGAGGUCACCACAAGUUCUUAUGAAGUCGAAGUCAUGGCAUCAGAUAUGGGGGUCCCCCAGCACACCUCCAGCCUCAUCCUCAUCAUCAGCGUUUAUGACGUUAACGAUAACUCUCCGGUGUUUGAUCAGCUCUCCUACGAGGUCAUCAUACUGGAGUCCGAGCCUGUCAACAGCCGCUUCUUCAAGGUCGAAGCCACAGACAAAGACUCUGGGCUCAAUGGGGAGAUUAUGUACGACAUUGUGGGUGGCAACACAGGUGAUGUGUUUGGCAUUUUUCCAGAUGGACAGUUGUAUAUAAAAUCAGAGCUGGACAGAGAGAUACAGGACAGAUAUAAUUUAGUGGUUGUGGCCAAAGACAGGGCUGUGGAACCGCUAAGUGCCACUGUCAACGUCAGCGUGAUUCUGGACGACGUAAAUGAUAACCGUCCUCUAUUUAACAGCACCAAUUAUGUGUUUCAUUUUGAGGAGGAGCAGGCAAGGGGCUCACUUGUUGGACAGGUUUUUGCCGAGGAUAAGGACUUUGGCCCAAACAGUGAGGUCAGAUAUACUUUUGAGACUCCUCAGCCAAACUUUGAGCUGAAUGCCAUCACAGGGGAGUUGACCAGCACACUGCAGUUGGACCGCGAGUCACUUAUGAGACAAAGAGGCGCCUCUGUUUUCAGUUUUGUGGUUGUCUCGUCAGACCAGGGUCUCCCCAAGCCCCUCAGAGACCAGGCCAAAGUGCAAGUUUACAUUCAAGACAUCAAUGACAACCCGCCUAAAUUCACCAAAGACAUUUACCAGGCCUCCAUCUCUGAGUCAGCCCAAAACAUGACACAACUGCUCCGAGUCUCUGCCUCCGAUGUGGAUGAGAAUAAAAACGGACUAGUCCAUUACCACGUUUCUGAAGGAAAUGAGGAAGGUCAGUUUACUAUAGAUAGCAGUACUGGUCAGGUUACUUUAAUUGGAAAGCUGGACUAUGAAUCGACUUCCUCCUAUUCUCUGAAAAUCAUAGCUCUAGAUGCUGGAGCUGUGCCCCUGUCCUCCUCCUGUAUGCUUAGUAUUAGCAUUCUAGACGAAAAUGACAACACCCCCUCCUUUCCUAAAUCGUCACUGUCUGUGGACGUCCUGGAAAACAUGAGGAUUGGGGAACUUGUGGCUUCUGUGACUGCCACUGAUUCCGAUUCUGGUCAAAAUGCAGACAUUACUUACAGCAUCACAGCCACAAAUAACCACGGCACUUUCAGCAUCAGCCCCAACACUGGAAGCAUUUUUCUGGUUAAAAAACUGGACUAUGAAACUCAGUCAUUUUACAGACUCAACAUCACUGCAAAGGACAAUGGUAGACCACCUCGCUCCUCAUCCAUACCUGUGGUUAUUCAUGUCAGGGAUUUUAACGACAACCCUCCUGUAUUCACACCUGGUGACAUCUUCAAAUCCAUCCCUGAAAAUCUUCCCAUCUCAGCCUCGGUUAUGACUAUUACAGCCCAUGAUACAGAUGCGGACAUAAACGGGCAGCUGGAAUACUCUAUUGUUCAGCAGGUUCCCAGAGGAAGCCAUUUCACUAUUGACCCCAGCACUGGGCUCAUAUACACCAAUAAAGAAAUCGACAGGGAGUUUUCAAAUCUGUUCGAGCUAACAAUCAAAGCCACUGACCAAGCUGUUCCGAUCGAAUUCCGACGCUUUGCUCUAAAAAAUGUCACAAUAUGGGUCACGGACCAGAAUGAUAACAUUCCCCUAUUCGUGUCCCAGAAUGCCCUUGUGGCUGAGCCCAACAUCGUCAUCGGCUCCAUCCUGACUACAGUAGUAGCUUUUGACCCCGAUGAAGGUGAAAAUGGGGAAGUGGAGUAUGAGCUUCUUGAAGGGGACUCGGACACUUUCAUUAUGGACAGAUAUAGUGGGGACAUUCGCCUGGCCUCCCAGUUGGUACCAUCGCGACUCGUGUACACUCUGUCAGUGUCGGCGACGGACCACGGUGCAGAUCGCAAGACAUCCAGAACUGAGCUGACCAUCAUCCUCCAAGGUCUUGACGGACCUGUUUUCUCCCAGCCCAAAUAUAUCACCAUUCUCAAAGAGGGUCAGCCACCAGGCACUAACGUCAUCUCUCUGGAUGCCUCAAGCCCGCGAGGCUCCGCGACCAAAGUGGAGUAUUUCAUUGUGGCAGUGCGCAGCGGUGGGAAAACUGUGGGACGCCUUUUCACCAUCGGCCGCCACACCGGAGUGAUACAGACCGCCGCAGAGCUGGACCGAGAACAAGGCUCCGACCUCUACCUGGUGGAUGUGUACGCCAUCGAGACGGACGCCAGCCAGCCCAGGACACAACGUGCUGAGGUGGAGAUCACACUGCAGGACAUCAAUGACAACCCGCCUGUUUUCCCUAAUGAUAUUCUUGAUGUGACCAUUGAGGAGAACGUGGGAGAUGGCUUCAAGAUAAUGCAGCUAACAGCCACCGAUGCAGACGAGGGUCCCAACGCUCUCGUGACCUACACCAUCAUCAGCGGGGCCGACGACAGUUUCCGGAUCGAUCCUGAAUCCGGUGACCUGAUCGCCACCAAAAAACUGGACCGGGAACGCCGCUCCAAGUACUCCCUUCUGGUGCGAGCGGACGACGGGAAGCAGUCGUCGGACAUGAGGCUGAACAUCACCGUCAAGGAUGUCAACGACCACACGCCCAAGUUCUCUCGUGCGACGUAUUCGUUUGACAUCCCUGAAGACAUGGCUCCGGGCUCCAUCGUGGCGGCGAUCCUGGCCAGCGACUCUGACUCAGGGGUGAACGGGGAGGUCACUUACUCGCUGGAGGAAGACGACGAGGACGAGACGUUCCUUCUGAACCCGGUGACGGGCGUUUUCAACGUGACGCGUCCGCUGGACUACGAGACUCAGCAGUAUUAUAUCCUGACGGCCAAGGCGCUGGACGGCGGCGGGCAGGCCAGUACGGUCAGAGUGUACUUCAACGUGCUGGAUGUGAACGACAACCCGCCCAUCUUUAACACCACCGUCUACAGCACGUCUGUGUCCGAGAGUCUGCCGCCCGGGUCCAGUAUCGUCACCGUGGGGGCCAUGGACGCUGAUGAUGGUCCGAAUGCGCAGUUGCUCUACAAAAUCGCAUCAGGUGAUCCCCAAGGCCACUUCAUUAUCUCCAAGGAAGGAGUCCUCCAAACCAAGAAACCCCUGGACAGAGAAACCCAGUCCUUCUACAACCUGGUGAUCACGGUUAACGACCUGGCUCCGCCUCCAGUGACACGUUUCACCAGCACUGCCCAGGUGUCAAUCAUCCUCUUAGAUGUCAACGACUGUUCGCCAACCUUCACCUCCCAGAAGAUGACGUACAUACAGGAGAACACGCCGGUGGAUACGGUUGUGUUUACCGCCCACGCCACAGAUGCCGACAGCGGACCCAACAGCUACGUCGAAUACUCCCUCAGAGGACCGUUCGGUAAUAAGUUUAGCAUCGGUACGAUUGAUGGGGACGUCAGGCUGGUUGGAGAACUCGACAGAGAGGAGCUUUCCAACUACACCAUAACUGUUGUGGCUACAGAUAAAGGCGAACCUCCUUUGUCGUCAACUAUGGAUGUGACUAUGAUGGUUCUGGAUGUCAACGACAACACGCCAAGCUUCUCGCAGAACAUCUACGACAUUGAAAUCGAGGAAAACACCUUAACUGGCACUGACGUCAUCCAGGUGUUUGCCAGUGACGCCGAUGAAGGCACCAACGGACAAAUCCGCUUUUCCAUCUCAGGGGGCAAUGGCAACUCUGACUUCAGAAUUGACUCAGUAACGGGAGUGAUUUCAGUGGCCAAGCAGCUGGACCGCGAGACCCGUUCGUCGUAUUCGUUGGUGGUCCAAGCAGCAGACCGCGGCAGCAGCCCGAGAGUUGACCGGACGACCGUCAACAUCGUACUGCUGGACGUCAACGACUGUUCACCUGUGUUUGAGCUCUCUCCUUACACUGUGAACGUGCAGGAGAAUCUGGAAAACCUCCCGAAAAACAUUCUGCAGGUUGUUGCCAGAGAUGAUGACCAAGGUGCCAACGGCCAGCUGAGCUACAUGCUCAGUGGCGGGAACGAUGACGGUGCGUUCAGCCUGUCGUCCAGCGGUCAGUUGAGUCUGACUCAGACUUUAGACCGCGAGGCUCAAGGGAAAUACAUCCUGCUGAUCACAGCCACCGACUCAGGUUCUCCGUCACUGAGCGGAACGGGAACGGUGACUGUUCUGGUAGAUGAUGUCAAUGAUAAUAUCCCAGUUUUUACCUCCUCCACCUUCCACACAACCAUCACGGAGGAUGCCCCGACUGGGACCGAUGUGCUGCUGGUCAACAGCUCGGACGCAGAUGUGGGCCUCAACGGUGUCAUAAGCUACAGCCUGACAGGAGGACAUGGCCAGUUUUCUAUUAACCCAGCUACAGGACAGAUUAUCACCAGCUCCCUGCUGGACCGAGAAGACAGGGCUAAUUACCAGCUGCUGGUCGUGGCAACAGAUGGAGGGCAGCCCCAGGGUUUGUCCAGCUCCGCCACCGUGUCAGUGACUGUGGCCGACAUCAAUGAUAAUCCUCCUCGCUUCCACCACCAUCCUUACGUCACCCACAUCCCCGCCUCCACUUCAGCAGGGUCGUUGGUCUUCGCUGUUACUGUAACUGAUGAGGACUCGGGGUCCAACGCUCAGCUGCACUACUCCCUGAUGGGUCGCAAUUCAGAGAAAUUCAAGAUCGACCCGGUCCGAGGUGCGAUCACUGCCAAUGAGAAGCUAACCGGCACCUCUGAGGUCACUCUUACUGUUCGGGUAAAAGAUGGCGGAGCUAAUCCCAAAACCGACACGACCACCGUGACUGUCCGCUUCGUUACUGGAGGAAACUUCCCCAUCAUCAGGCUGAGGGAGCGUUCGUUCACGUUCCCCGAGAGCCAGCCCACGAACCACAUUGUUACAACAGUGACGGGGUCUUCUAUGAGGGGUGGGCCCUUGUCGUACUACAUCGCCAGUGGUAACCUGGACAACGCCUUUCACAUAGACCAGCUAUCAGGUGAAUUAUCAAUCAGGCACCAACUGGAUUACGAACACAUUCAGAAAUAUGUUCUCUGGAUCGAGGCCAGAGAUCAGGGCUUCCCUCCAUACUCCUCAUAUGAGAAAGUGGAAGUAACUGUGCUGGAUGUGAAUGAUAACCACCCGAUGUUUGAUAAGGAUCCCUUCCAUGCUGAAAUACUGGAAAAUCUGUCACCUCAGCGGGUGCUCAUGGUCUCUGGCGUCGAUUUCGACAGCGGACCUAAUGGCCAGUUGGAAUACGCCAUCAUUGACGGCAACAAGGAGAACAGUUUCAGCAUAAACCGAGCCACUGGUGAAAUAAGAACCACCAGGCCUCUAGACCGGGAAAAGGUGGCUCAGUACAAUUUGAAAGUGAAAGCCACUGACAGAGGAUUGCCACCUAAAAACACAGCAGUAAAAGUGGUUAUUAAUGUGUUGGAUGUAAACGAUAAUGCCCCCAGGUUCUCAAAGAUCUUCAGUGCUACCGUGGCUGAAAAUGCCCCAGUAGGUUACACUGUCACCAGAGUCACAACCACAGACGAAGACGCUGGUUCUAACGCCAUUAGCCGAUACUCAAUCACAGAUACGAGCCUUCCAUUUGUUAUUAAUCCAAGUUCUGGAGACAUAACCAUUAGUCGGCCGCUUAACAGAGAAGACACUGAUCAUUACAUCGUCAAAGUGUCAGCUCAUGACUCUGGCUGGACAGUCAGUACAGACGUCACCGUAUUCAUUACAGAUAUAAAUGAUAACGCUCCCAGAUUUAGUCGUCCGUCUUACUAUCUGGACUACCCUGAGCUCACAGAGGUAGGAUCUCUGGUGACCCAGGUAUCAGCCACUGAUCCUGAUGAGGGUUUCAAUGGCAAGAUAUUCUAUUUUAUCAGGUCACAGUCUGAGUAUUUCAGAAUUAACUCCAGCACUGGAGCAAUAUUUGUAAAGCAGCAUCUUACGUAUCAAAACUCAACAGGUGCUAGUAGUAUCAACAUAAAUCGCCACAGUUUCAUUGUCACAGCUUCAGACCGGGGAGUCAAACCUUUAAUGAGCGAGACGACAGUAAUUGUAAAUAUUGUAGAUAGCAAUGAUAAUCCUCCUGAGUUUGAUUCCCCUGCUUACUUUACCCCUGUGACUAAAAGUGUCAAAGUUGGCACCAAACUGAUGAGAGUUUCAGCUCAUGACAAAAAAGACUUUGGCUUAAACUCUGAGGUAGAGUAUGUAAUAACAGGUGGAAACAGUUCAAGUAAAUUUAAACUAGAUAAAACAAGUGGCUGGAUCACUGUUGCCUCCUCCCUAACAUCUGAUAUGAAUAAGGUUUUCCUUAUUGACAUUACAGCUAGUGACAGAGGAAAUCCUCCUUUGUCAGCCAGGACGUCUGUGCGAAUUGCUGUUACAGAGGAAAACCACCACACACCUGAGUUCUCACAAAGCCAAAUCUCAGCUACAGUACCUGAAAGCCUUGCUGUGGGAACAGCAAUUAGAACUUUGUCUGCCAGAGACAAAGACAAAGACAUGAAUGGCCUUAUCAUAUACAACAUUACGUCAGGCAACGACAAGGGUCUGUUUGCACUUAAUAGUAAAACUGGAGUGUUGUCUCUACUUCACCCUCUGGACUUUGAAGACAAGCAGCAACAUGAUCUUAGAGUUUCAGCCACUGAUGGCGGUUGGAUUUCAAAAACAAGUUAUGUUACUGUCACUGUCCAUAUAACUGAUGUAAAUGACAACCCUCCCAUGUUUGAUCCCGAUGAGUACUUUCCUAUUGUGCAGGAGAAUGUUCCCAGUGGUACCACUGUGGUCAAAAUGAAUGCCACAGACCACGAUUCAGGCGCUAACGCAGUCAUGGCCUAUGUAAUACAGUCAUCAGACAGCGACCUCUUUGUUAUUGACCCAAACACGGGCACCAUCACCACCCAAGGCUUCUUGGAUUACGAGGCUAAGCAGGUCUACCAUUUAACAGUAAAGGCCUUCAAUGUCCCAGACGAAGAGCGUUGCAGCUUUGCCAAUGUCAACAUACAGCUAAAGGGAGCCAAUGAAUACGUACCCCGCUUUGUCUCCAAACAGUACUACUUUGAAAUCUCUGAAGCUGCUCCAAAAGGCACAGUGGUCGGGGAAGUUUUCGCCAGUGAUCGAGACCAAGGAGAUGAUGGAGUGGUUUACUACCUCAUUUUCGGGAAGAGCAGAAAGAAGGGCUUUGGCAUCAACAAGAAAACUGGCCAGAUUUAUGUCACAGGUACUCUAGACCGUGAGAAAGAGGAAAAGGUUUCACUGAAGGUGUUGGCUAAGAAUGCAGGAAGCAUCCGUGGAGCAGAUAUCGACGAGGUGUUUGUGAACAUCACAAUUCUUGACGCCAAUGACCCUCCUGUUUUCACCCAAGAACUGUAUGAUGUUCAGGUUAGUGAGGGUCUUUCCCCUGGUGGACUGGUAACCUUUGUGAGCGCUGAGGACUCAGACUCUGUUCCGAGUUGGAGCAGAUUUUCUUAUUCCAUUGCUCCAGAGUUUGAUAAAAACAUUUUCACCAUUAACCCAAAAACUGGGCAGGUGUCUGUGGCAGCAGAGCUGGACAGAGAAAAAACGCCUGUGUACAACCUGACUGUUUUUGCUGUGGAUACUGGCUCACCUCCCUCAACUGGAAGUGCCACUGUGAUUGUGAAUCUGGAAGAUAUCAACGAUAAUGGGCCAACUUUGACAACUGUCUACGCUGAGGUAAUGGAGAAUCAGAGAGCUGGCACCGCAGUUACAACGCUCACAGCCUCCGACCCAGAUCUACCACCCAACCAAGGCCCGUUCCUAUACAGUCUGCUUAACUCUGGCUCUGUUAACAGCUACUUCAGCCUCAGUCCAGCUGGAGUGCUAACCACCAGUCGGGAGAUCGACAGAGAACAGAUCAGUGACUUCUACCUCUCUGUUGUAAUCAAGGACUCUGGUGUGCCUCAGAUGUCCUCAACAGGAACAAUUCAUGUCAAAAUAAAUGACCAGAACGACAACCCUUCAGAGCCAAGGUCUAUGGAAAUCUUUGUCCACUACUUUGGGAACAUGUUCCCUGGAGGUUCUUUGGGAGAUGUCAAACCUCAAGACCCUGACAUUCAGGACAGGUUCCACUGUUCUCUAAUUCCGCCUUCCUCUGGUCUGUUUAGUAUCCCGACUGGAACAUGCAACCUCAACUCUAAAUCCCGCUCUACAGAUGGAACAUUUGAAUUAACAGUUCGCAGCAGUGAUGGCGUCCACGGGUCUGUCAGCAAUACAGCCAGGGUCCUCUUCAUGGGCUUCACAAAUGCCACAGUAGACAACAGUAUACUCAUCCGACUCCAUUCUCAAGGAGUCAAAAGCUUCCUUACCAAUCACUACCUCAGCUUUUUACGUAUUGCCAACUCUCAGUUAGCGGGCUUAGGGACUGGGGUGCUGCUUUAUGGAGUGUUUGAACUCAACAAUCAGACUUUCCUGAUGGCAGCUGUGAAACGGGGCCAUGGACAAUAUGUCAACCCCAGCGGCGUGGCUACAUUCUUCCAGAGUAUCAAAGACAUUUUAUACAGACAGAGCGGGGUGCAAAUAGAUGCGGUGGACCAUGAUCCUUGCACACGUAACCCGUGCCAGAAUGGAGGCAGCUGCAAGCGGCGUCUCAGUGUCGGGCCUGAUAUGAAGACUGAAGAAAGCGUCCCAGUGAUCCUUGUUUCUAACUACCCCCUGCAGCCGUACGCUUGCAGCUGCAGGCCAGGAUACACUGGAGCUCUGUGUGAGACAGACAUCGACGAGUGCCAGCCUUCGCCCUGCCACAAUGGCGGCACCUGCCACAAUCUGGUGGGAGGUUUCUCCUGCACCUGUCCCGAAGGUUUCACCGGGAUGGCCUGUGAGAGGGAUAUCAACGAAUGCCUUUCCAAUCCCUGUAAAAAUGGAGCGCUGUGCCAGAACUUCCCCGGCGGCUUCAACUGCCUCUGCAAAUCCGGCUUUGCAGGCAAAACGUGUGAUUCCAUCAUCAAUCACUGUGAGUGUAACCCUUGUUUUAAUGGCGGGUCCUGUCAGAAUCGGGUGGAUGGAUAUUACUGUCAUUGUCCAUUUGGGGUUUUCGGCAAACACUGUGAACUAAACAGCUAUGGCUUUGAGGAGCUCUCCUACAUGGAGUUUCCAUCUCUGGAUCCUAACAAUAACUACAUUUAUAUUAAAUUUGCUACCCUGAAGAGCAAUGCACUGCUUAUGUACAACCACGACAACCAGACAGGAGACAAGGCAGAGUUUUUGGCUCUGGAGAUCUUCGAGGGACGGAUGCGAUUCUCCUUUAACUUGGGAAGUGGAACUUACAAACUGAUGACCAUGAUAAAAGUUUCAGACGGACAGUUUCACACAGUCAUCGCCAGGAGAGCAGGAAUGGCUGCGUCUCUGACUGUAGACCUGUGUGGUGAAGACCAGGAACCGGGCUACUGUGCUGUGAGCAACGUGGCAGUACACACUGACUGGAUCCUGGACGUGCAGCCCAACAGGCUCUCGGUUGGAGGCGUCAGGUCAAUAGAACCCAUCCUUCAUCGUCGAGGUCAGGUCGCCACCCACGACUUCAUCGGCUGCAUCAUGGAGUUCGCCGUCAACGGCCGCCCGCUGGAGCCCAGUCAGGCGCUGGCAUCGCGUGGCAUCCUUGACAGAUGUCCGAGACUGGAAGGAGCCUGCACCGCGAGCCCCUGCAGACAUGGGGGCACCUGUUUGGACCACUGGUCUUGGCAGCAGUGCCAGUGUGUGGAUGGCUUCACGGGCAAAUUCUGUGAGAAAUAUAUAACAGCAGACACUGCCCUGUCCCUGGAUGGUACCGGCCGUCUCGACUACGCCCUUAAGCAAGGCCCUAAACGUGACGUCCUGCUGAGACGAGCUCUACAGGGCACGACCCCUGACCCUGGAAAUCCCAGCAGCUUAGAGGUCAAGUUCAGGACACGCAGUAAGAGCGGCACUCUGCUGCAUGUGCAGGAGAGCAGCAACUACACCACUGUUAAGCUGAGGAACGGCAACGUCCACUACGUCUCAGACGCUGGCGUAGGGGGGAAGGUGGAGCGGACUGUGGGGGACGUGGUCCUGUCCGACGGGCAGUGGCACACGCUGCAGCUGCUAAAGAACGGCUCGGUCACGGUCCUCCAGGUGGACGGCGGACACCCCAGGACCAUCCAACACCCCACCCAGGACUUUGGAGGUCUCAGCGUAUUAACGUUUUCACUGGGAGGGAUCCCACCUGGACCUGCUCAGCAGAAAACUGCAGCUGGUUUUGAUGGAUGCUUGUCGUAUGUGAAGUACAACGGGGAGAACCUGCCGUUUACUGGAGAACACAGCCUCGUCUCUCUAACUAAGACCAGUUCAUCUGUCAAGAUUGGCUGCAGAGGACCCAACCUUUGUGAGAGUAACCCAUGUUGGGACGGUCUGAUGUGCGUCAACCAGUGGUACACGUACCAGUGCGUCCCUCCGGGUGACUGUGCCUCGAAUCCCUGCCAGAACCAUGGCAGCUGUGUGCCUGACCCACGAUCAGGUUUCACUUGCAUCUGCUCGGAGUUCUACACAGGCAAGACAUGUGAGACCUUGGUGGCCUGUUUGGGGGUCCAGUGCCCCCAGGGAACCACCUGCAAGACGGCCAAUAACGGAGGAUUCGUCUGCAGCCCGAGCCCCACCACGGAAGCGAUGGUCCUUCCAAUCUGGGCGGUGCCUGCCAUCGUCGGCAGCUGUGCCACCGUCCUUGCACUGGUGGUGCUCAGCCUGAUCCUGUGCAACCACUGCAAGGACCGAAACAAGACCAAAGUGCCAAAAGAACCCAAGGAGAAGAAACCCAAGGAGAAGAAGAAGAAGAAAAAGAAGAAGGGCAGUGAGAACGUAGCAUUUGACGACCCCGAUAACAUCCCCCCGUAUGGAGACGACAUGACGGUACGAAAACAACCGGAAGGGAACCCUAAACCUGACAUCAUUGAGAGGGAGAACCCGUAUCUGAUCUAUGAUGAAACUGACAUUCCUCAUAACAAUGAGACCGUCCCCAGUGCCCCCUGUGCCCCCUGCAACGGCCCAGAUGCAGAUAUUGAACACUAUGACAUUGACAACGCGAGCAGCAUCGCACCAUCCGAUGCCGACAUCAUCCAACACUACAAACAGUUCCGCAGCCACACCCCGAAGUUCUCCAUCCAGAGACACAGCCCUCUGGGCUUCGCCAGACAGUCGCCGUUACCACUCGGAGCAACAAGCUACACCUACCAGCCUCAGUACACCCAAGCACUGAGGUCCACUCCUCUGAGCCACUCCCAUUCAGCCUGCCCCACUCCAAACCCACUCUCCAGACACUCCCCAGCCCCCUUCACCAAGCCUUCUUCAUUUUAUCGCAACACUCCAACCAGAGAACUCAACUUGGGCCGCCGUGAAGGCAGCCCACUGGAUCUGCACAACGAUGUAUGCCAGCCGCCGCCCAUGUUCAACUACGCCACCCGGCUGGGGAGGCGCAGCAAGAGUCCGCAGACCAUGGCCAGCCACGGACACACCUCCAGGCCUGGCAGUCGACUCAAGCAGCCCAUCGAGCAGAUCCCACUGGAGACGGGGCCUCCUGUGGGGCUGUCCAUCGAGGAGGUGGAGCGGCUGAACACUCCACGACCACGCAACCCCAGCAUCUGUAGCGCCGACCACGGGCGCUCCAGCUCAGAGGAGGACUGCCGCAGGCCACUGUCCAGGGUUCGCAACCCGGCUGACGGCAUCCCCGCACCAGAGUCCUCAUCAGAAAGUGACUCACAUGACUCCUUCACCUGCUCGGAGAUGGAGUACGACCGCGAGAAGCCUGUUUCCUACAGCUCCCGCGUCCCCAAGCUCUCGCAGGUUAACGAGUCGGACGCCGAUGACGAGGAUUACGGCGGGAGGCUCAAGCAGCGGCGGUACUCGAGCCGUAGAGCGGAAGGAGGGCCUGGCAUCGCCCAGAUGCCCCCAACUGAUCAGCACUACACCCUGCCACACAAACUGGGCCAGCAGGCUGGGGGCUUCAACUGGGACAAUCUGUUAAACUGGGGCCCCGGCUUUGGACAUUAUGUUGACGUGUUCAAGGACUUAGCGCUGCUUCCCGAGAACGCAGCCGCAAAAGACAUUGAAAUGAACAGUGGAGAUGGCUCAGUAACCAUCCUAAAUGAAGGAGAAGCUGAGCAAUAUGUAUGAGACUAUUUAUUAUGAUGUAGAAUAUGGUGAUGUUCUCAUUUAAAAAAGAAGACUGUAUAUUUUGAGAGAACAUUGGACUUCUUGUUUUUUACAUAAUUCAAAAAUAUAAGACGACUUUCAAUGCAGUAAGGCAGAAAACAGCACCUGUAACGUGACAGAUUCUGUCAUUAGCCACCUUGGAAUAGUUUACCAGUCUUUUCUGCGUCCAGACUCAACUGUACAAUCGUGCAUUCAUCCGAUCGAGGCCUCAUUACAACGUAUCCAUUGACACUAAAAAGUAAUCCAUGUCUGAAUUCAAUUUAGUGACUGCAAAGCUCCAUUCAUGUUAUCUUGAUCAAACAUUUCUGUUCUAUAUUACCAAUAUUCCUGCUCCUUUCCAAAAACUUCUGUCAAAUUCACAGCUGGGAGAUAAGAUGAUAGAUAAAAUUAACACUCACAGGAAGAGAAUUCCAACGGACCGUGGAGCGAAAGAAAACCCCCGGUCUCUGUCUUUUUAGGGGUCAAUUUUUAAUUUACUUAAAAAGAAGCACAUGUGUUUGAUGUGAGUGCACCUGUAGGUGACAGGACACGGCGCCCAGUCUGAAAGUAAGAACCCUGUUCUGUUUGCACGGUAUGGCGACCACACCAGUGUUAUGAUCCUGGUCAGCCUUUGUCUGUCUUUGCCCUGGUGUGUUUUUUCACAGAAGACUGGCUAAACGCUCCAAGAGUGAGGAUUAAACAUGUCCCCUGCCUUACAGACAUUUGAGGAUUUCAGUAUAGAGGAGGAAUGUUCCUCUUCUGUUUUUUCUGGCCUAGGUUCAGCAGGAGAUCAGGUUUUUUGGGAAGGGGUGCGGGGUUAGUGUUGUUUGUCACAAAAAUGUGUUUGCAUUUUCUGACCUGCCAAGUGUUUUCGGGCAAUAGUGAUGAUGUAUGGAUCUUGUAAACAUGACCCCAACUAAAACAACUCGUGUACAUUUUUUUAAUUCAUGAAGAAAUCAUGGAGUCAUUUGUUGUUGGUGUCUUUGUCCAUUAUUUUGACAUGUAUGGUUUCUACAUUUUUGUACUGUUUAUUAACUUAAAUUACUUAAGCUAUGUUUUUAUGGAUAUUUUCAUAUGCUGAAAUGUAUGUUCUUACUUUCGGGGAAAGUAAGAUUGAAGACUUAUUUUUUACAUUUGUUACAUAUGUAACAUCAGUAUUUUCCACUUUUGAUAAAACUAUAACAUGCUGUAUGCUUUGUACCUGUAAAAAGCCAAUAACAGAAUAAAAAAAGUA
Molecule: messenger RNA, 16273 nt
Organism: Sphaeramia orbicularis (orbiculate cardinalfish)
Lineage: Eukaryota; Metazoa; Chordata; Actinopteri; Kurtiformes; Apogonidae
Gene: fat4
Product: FAT atypical cadherin 4
Exons: 17
Coding region: 100-15021 (4973 amino acids)
Biological process (GO): homophilic cell-cell adhesion
Cellular component (GO): plasma membrane; cell-cell junction
Molecular function (GO): calcium ion binding
Source: RefSeq, a predicted model, not a curated record